UCCCCACUCUUCCCGACCUCGGCAGCGGAAGGCGAAACAAUGGCGACGGCGAGCAGUAUGGCCGAGCUUCCAGACCUACGCCACAGCGGGCUCGAUUUUUUGCUGGAUCCGAUAGACAGACUCCCACUCAUAGAGGUCACGGGUGGUGUUGACCAGCUAGAUCCGUUGGUUUUGACGGCUGUUGGGCCGUCGGCAGUGGCACACGCCGACUCGUUGUGCGGGGUUGCAGCUGGACAACACGGCGGCUCUGCUGAGCAGAUCGAUUCCGGCCGCAAGAGGAAGCAGCCGCCUACUGAAUCCUUCGAGUCCACCAGAGAGUUGCACCAAGAUGGGCAUUGUCGUUGUGGAACAGAAGGUAUACAUAGAAAAUCAGUGUUCCUUUGUCUGAAUCCAUGAUUCUGUUUAGUGCCUAUGUCUAAAAAGCCUCGUGAGCACUACUACUGCUGUCAGCAAAUUGGUCCUCUGUUUUUUGGUAAUCCUCCGUGCGUGCAAUUGACAUACAUAGUGUUUUCAAGGCAGAUUAUGUUGUCCAUGUGCGCAAUUAGCAAAUAUAUUGUUUUCUGGGCAGACCAUGUCAUACAAAAGCAUGCAG
Triticum dicoccoides is the source of this 592-nucleotide messenger RNA. RefSeq lists its product as uncharacterized. The transcript has 2 exons. Lineage: Eukaryota; Viridiplantae; Streptophyta; Magnoliopsida; Poales; Poaceae. The record is from RefSeq and is a predicted model, not a curated record. The coding region runs from base 40 to 396 and encodes 118 amino acids.